This is a messenger RNA of Trypanosoma rangeli, 1941 nucleotides long. RefSeq lists its product as uncharacterized. The coding region runs from base 1 to 1941 and encodes 646 amino acids. The record is from RefSeq and is a predicted model, not a curated record. NCBI's taxonomy places the organism in Eukaryota, Euglenozoa, Kinetoplastea, Trypanosomatida, Trypanosomatidae. The transcript has a single exon.
AUGUCCACACGGAAUUUUUCCGUGGAGGAUGCGUCUUGCGGAUUCCGCCCAGUGAUCAACCGACACAGUCGUCGUCUUGCGAGUGGACUUCUUCCCGUGGAGGAGCGGCAGCAGCAUGACAUUGUGCGGCGGGAGCAGAACCGGCAGAAGCUUUUGGCCAAGGUGGAAGAAGAGCGUCAGCGCAACGAGACGUUCAUGCCCGUCACCAACCCGCGUGUUAUGCGCAGUGACGCCGUUGUUGAUAGUCAUGAGAACAGUCGGACUGCACUCAUUCGCAAAGUGCGCUCGGCCUCCAAGGAGGAGACAUUUCGUCCUAUCAUUAACGCCAAAAGCCAGCUCAUGGUCGCGGAUGGCACAUGGCAGAGUUCGCAUCAGCAGUUGCAGGAAGUUCGUCAGCGCGUACAGACAUUGUGGCGCACCCACGCCGGUAUUGGAAGUGGCGAAAUCACGCUCAGUGGCGUGUACGCAACGCUUCAGGAGUUGGGUUUGCAAGUUCCUUCCGCCAUAGUUGAUAAAUUUCUUCUGGCUCUUGGUUUGGAUGAAGCAGCUGGAGUGCGUUGUGUGGCCUACGAUCGGUUCGUAAAGGUUUUUACAAUUGUACUUCGCGCCGCCCUUCGUUCCGUUGCUGGGGAAGACAAUGGUAUCGGUGCGUGUGACGCGGAUCGUGCCACCUCGGCCGGUGGCGGAGAGAAUCAGGGAAUGGAGGAUGAACCCCCCCGUCCACGCGCUAUUUCUUCACUGGGCUCCAUGCCCACGAUGCGCCGCGUCAAACUUACCGAGUCUCUUGCUGCUGGACGUAGGAAAAUAGUGAUGGACGCGUCUCCUCUCAUUGCAUCCAAAACAGCUGUACCUGUCUUGCAGCGAUCCUUACGGAUGACAAACAGUUGUAUCGGCGCCGCUUCUCAUGACGGAGAGAAUAGUUCCCCUUCCCCCACUGCACCGUCGCGUGGCGGCUGCCCCCGAGUCUCUGCGGUGCGUGGCUCGCAACUUUCCGAGGAAUCGCCUGGUCUGAGCUGUAGCCUUCAGCCGCGCCUGCUUGAGCGGACAAGGCAGAAGAAAACAGCAUAUGACCCGCUUCAAGGAUGUACAUUUGCCCCAACAAUUAACAAGAGAGUUCGAGUGGCGUCAUCCAAGCUCCUAGCUGUACGUGAAGAACAAAAGAAGGAGGAAGGAGGAGAAAAAGAAGGACCGUUGAUGCAGACUAAAUGCAGCUCUACGGUCGCGCCUUAUAAGUCAAGGGAUGAACAGGAGUUGGAGGAGUGUACGUUUGUCCCCAACACAGCCCGCUUCCACAAGGACCGUGAUUCCCUGGCUUGGUGGAAGCGCGAGCCAUUUGUAGGCGUGGGCACGGAGUCCACAAUGGCCUCCUCUUUCCCGUCUUCCCUUGCAGCAGAAGACCCCUCCGUUAAAGGCAGUGCGGACGAGGGGGGAGGGGGAAAACUAGAGCGAUGCGACAGGAGCAGUAGGAGUGGUUGCCAUCCCUAUCACCAUCAUCAUAGUACUAGUCGCCGUCAGCGACCGGAAGUCCUAGUUGGGCGUCCAUCGCCUGUGCCUCUUGCUGUGGGCUUUGACAAGGCGGUGCAGCGGAUGACAGAGGCGAGGAAAAAGUCUCGACCCAAGUUUGAAGAACUGCUGCGCUCCUCUACGGAGGAGCCUCAGAAGCCCAUACGACCAACGGUCGUGGAGCCGUUUUCUCUGCAAGCAGAAACGCGGCACUUGCGUCGAGAGCAACAGAAACCGGUGUUGUACGUUGAUGUGGAUUUACCGAGCGGAAAGACCGGCCGCAUUGGUGUUCACAGGGGAGAUGAAGCAGCAAGUCUUGCAAGGCGCUUUAGUAAUGCGUAUGGUUUGAAUGAAGAACUGCGUCAACGACUGGAGUCGUUACUGACAGAAAAGCUGAAAGAACUCUUACAGGAACAUGGGCACACACUAUGGCUUUGA